Molecule: messenger RNA, 2401 nt
Organism: Dipodomys spectabilis (banner-tailed kangaroo rat)
Lineage: Eukaryota; Metazoa; Chordata; Mammalia; Rodentia; Heteromyidae
Gene: Plcd1
Product: phospholipase C delta 1
Exons: 15
Coding region: 1-2346 (781 amino acids)
Biological process (GO): lipid metabolic process; phosphatidylinositol-mediated signaling
Molecular function (GO): calcium ion binding; phosphatidylinositol-4,5-bisphosphate phospholipase C activity
Source: RefSeq, a predicted model, not a curated record
AUGCAGUGCCUGGGGCUCCAGGGCCGGCGCCGCAGCCGCAGCCGCUCCCGGGAGCUCUUCCUGCAGGAGCAGAGCCGCCGGGUGGCGGCGCUGAACGGGCAGAGGCUGGGCCUGCAGGAUGACCGUGACCUACAGGCGCUGCUCAAGGGUGGGCAGCUGCUGAAGGUCAAAUCGGGCUCCUGGCGGCGAGAGCGCUUCUACAAGCUGCAAGAGGACUGCAAGACCAUCUGGCAGGAGUCGAGGAAGGUCAUGCGGACGCCUGAGUCCCAGCUCUUCUCCAUUGAGGACAUCCAGGAGGUGCGCAUGGGACACCGCACCGAGGGCCUGGAGAAGUUCGCCCGCGACAUCCCAGAUGAUCGCUGCUUCUCCAUCGUCUUCAAGGACCAGCGCAGCACGCUGGACCUCAUCGCCCCCUCCCCGGCCGAUGCCCAGCACUGGGUACAGGGGUUACGGAAGGUCAUUCACCACUCGGGCGCCAUGGACCAGAGGCAGAAGCUACAGCACUGGAUCCAUUCCUGCUUGCGGAAAGCGGACAAGAACAAGGACAACAAGAUGAGCUUCAAGGAGCUGCAGAACUUUCUGAAGGAACUGAACAUUCAAGUGGACGACAACUACGCCCGCAAAAUCUUCAGGGAAUGUGACCACUCUCAGACCGACUCCCUGGAGGAUGAGGAGAUCGAGGCCUUCUACAGGAUGCUCACCCAGAGGGAGGAGAUCGACUGCACCUUUGCCCUGGCUGCCGGGUCCGGAGACACGCUGUCUGUGGACCAGCUGGUGGCCUUCCUAAGACACCAGCAGCGGGAAGAGGCAGCGGGCCCAGCACUGGCUCUGUCUCUCAUCGAGCGUUACGAGCCCAGUGAGACAGCCAAAGCCCGCCGGCAGAUGACCAAGGACGGCUUCCUCAUGUACCUGCUGUCUGCGGAUGGCAGCGCCUUCAGCCUGGCACACCGGCGCGUCUACCAGGACAUGGGGCAGCCACUCAGCCACUACCUCGUGUCAUCCUCGCACAACACCUACCUGCUGGAGGACCAGCUGACUGGGCCCAGCAGCACCGAGGCCUACAUCCGGGCUCUGUGCAAGGGCUGCCGGUGUCUGGAGCUGGAUUGUUGGGAUGGGCCAGGCCAGGAGCCGGUCAUCUACCAUGGCUACACCUUCACCUCCAAGAUCCUCCUGAGCGAUGCGCUGCGGGCCAUCCGGGACUACGCCUUCAAGGUGUCCCCGUACCCCGUCAUCCUGUCCCUGGAGAACCACUGCAGCCUGGAGCAGCAGCGUGUGAUGGCCCGGCACCUGCGGGCCAUCCUGGGGCCCAUGCUGCUGGACAAGCCACUGGAUGGGGUGACCACCAGCCUGCCCUCGCCCGAGCAAUUGAAGGGGAAGAUCCUGCUGAAGGGGAAGAAGGUCGGGGGGCUGCUGGCCCCAGGAGGGACGAGUGGCUCGGAGGUGGCAGAUGUAUCGGACGAAGAUGAGGCCGCGGAGAUGGACGACGAGGCCGUGAGGAGCCGCGUACAACGUAAGCCCAAGGAAGAUAAGGUCAGGCUGGCUCCAGAACUUUCUGACAUGGUCAUCUACUGCAAGAGUGUCCAUUUUUCGGGCUUUGCCAACCCCGGGACCAAUGGGCAGGCGUUUUAUGAGAUGGCCUCAUUCUCGGAGAACCGCGCCCUGCGCUUGCUCCAGGAGUCGGGCAAUGGCUUCGUCCGCCACAAUGUGGACCACCUGAGCAGAAUCUACCCUGCCGGCUGGAGGACGGAUUCCUCCAACUACAGCCCGGUGGAGAUGUGGAACGGGGGGUGCCAGAUAGUGGCCCUGAACUUCCAGACGCCUGGGCCAGAGAUGGAUGUCUACCAGGGCCGUUUCCAGGACAACGGGGCCUGCGGGUAUGUGCUGAAGCCUGCUUUCCUGCGGGACCCCAGCACCACCUUCAACUCCCGCGCCCUGACUCAGGGGCCUUGGUGGGCCCCGAAGCGGCUGAACAUCAGGGUUAUUUCUGGACAACAGCUACCAAAAGUCAAUAAGAACAAGAAUUCCAUCGUGGACCCCAAGGUGACGGUGGAGAUACACGGCGUGGGCCGGGACAUGAGCAGUCGCCACACGGCUGUGGUCACCAACAAUGGCUUCAACCCCUGGUGGGACACGGAGUUCGAGUUUGAAGUGGCAGUGCCAGAGCUCGCCCUGGUGCGGUUUGUUGUUGAGGAUUACGAUGCCUCCUCGAAGAACGACUUCAUUGGCCAGAGCACCAUCCCCUGGGGCAGCCUCAAGCAGGGCUACCGUCAUGUCCAUCUCUUGUCUAAAAAUGGGGAUCAGUAUCCAUCAGCCACGCUCUUUGUGAAGAUCUGCAUCCAGGACUAGAGUUGGGGACUUGGGGUUUGCCCUGAUUGGACCAGGCCUUGUAUCUGUAGUUAGG